Messenger RNA from Triticum urartu, 1088 nucleotides. The record is from RefSeq and is a predicted model, not a curated record. NCBI's taxonomy places the organism in Eukaryota, Viridiplantae, Streptophyta, Magnoliopsida, Poales, Poaceae.
CUAAUGGUGGCAUCCCAAAGCCAUAGACUCGCGGCCGAAGCAGGCGGCCGCGGCCGCGGCGGCUCCGCCGCUCGGGACAAGGCGAACAGGCGGGACUCAGAGCAAGCGACUUGCGCGCGCACGGGGGGUGCCAAGAAGGACCUGGAGCUCGCGCCAUCCUGGGCGGUAUGCCGGCGUCGUGCUCCUCGUCUUCUCCGCGUCGGCAAGCUCUGGCCUGUGGCUGCGCUCCUCCUCCAGCCGCAGGGCGGAACAUCGGCGAAGUUUUCAGUCAGAGCAUGCAUAUGCCGCGGAUAUCUCCGUCAGGUAGGCGUAUGACAGUCUCUGACGAGCUACGCUUCCUACUUGGAAACCAGGCUUCAGAGUUCAUACCGGCUGUCAUCAAGGCGAAUCAAGGCUUCUCGGCAAGCCGUUCGCAAUCUCGUUCCAGAAUGUAUGCAAGGUACAUAGUGGUACUUCAGAAGAAGAAGAAGGAAAAAAAAAAGACGCAGCCGCAAAUCUUAACGGCUCGAGAAGCCCGAGUUCCUACGAGGGCGCUUCAAAUAGCCCCUCCUGCCACGGCUAAUUUUCUGAUCAGCCAAUCUCAAGUCCUCUUCCACACUUUCCCAAGAACCCGCCAGCCACCACAAGCAAAUGGAUCCUCGUCGGCGCUUAGGCCGAUCACCACCACGCAAGAGGGAACGCCAGGCAUCGCCGGCCAACUACAGAAACCGCCAUCUCUGGCGCUCACCCCCUCGGGACUUCGCGCCCUCCUGGACAGGCGCGCCUUCUCCUCCUGCGGCCUUCUUGGAGCGGCCACCCUCGCCUCCCCUAGUCCCCUUCGUCUCCGGCGCUACAUCGAUUACAGCCGCGAGGAGCCCUACGGCCCUCGGCCAAGAUUCGAGCCAUGGCGCGUGUCCCCGCCUUCGGGACCCCAGAGGGAGGCUGACAGCUUCGGCAAUGGAUUCUUGGACCAUGACUGGCCGGAGUACAGCCGCGAGGGCAACUACGGUACGCCUACGAGAUUCUUGGAGCUCGCCGAUUCUUUCCCGGGCUUCGUUAGUCAAUGGGCCAGAAUUUUUGUCAUGGCAUUUGAUGACCCACAAGUAUAG